This is a messenger RNA of Neurospora crassa OR74A, 1284 nucleotides long. RefSeq lists its product as hypothetical. Bases 1 to 1284 code for a protein of 427 amino acids. The transcript has 2 exons. Lineage: Eukaryota; Fungi; Ascomycota; Sordariomycetes; Sordariales; Sordariaceae. The record is from RefSeq and is a predicted model, not a curated record.
AUGCAGUCCCUAUUUCCAGAGCCCAGAAAUGAAGAGAGAAACAGCGGGAAACGCGACUGGAUUGCGCGCAGAGCACAGCCUAGGCCUGAGCAUGUGGAGCUCUUCAUCUUUAUUCCCUUCGUAGGCGAUCAAAUGAGCCGAAACCAGGUGAUUACGCGAGCGGAGGCAGCUCAGUGUCGCCCCAUCGCAACCCCUAUCGACAUCUCGUUGGGGUUGUUUGUCUCAGCAUCAUGUGUCGAGGAAAAUGAGCUCAAGGGCGCGUAUUCGGUAGUCUUCAGGCAGAUGUCACCUGGCACAAGCGACCAUGGCGAGGUUUACAAGAUGGGUUGGAACCAGCCUUUCGCCUCAGACGAACACGCUGCGAACAGUCUUGCAAUUGCUCAGGCAAUUAGUAUCGCGGACACGAGAUUGCGCGCAAUUGCAGCCGGAUCGCAGGGAAAAUUCUUGGGAAACGUUAGGGUACAAAUCUUUACAACCAGUAACCCAGCCCUUCGCCACAUAAUCAACCAGGCUGAGAUUCGAGGCCCUCGCCAAGCCCUCCACACCAGAGUCUCGUCACUGGUCCACCAAGAAGUACAGAAACUGGCCGAUAUUCCGGGGAUGAGGGUCGAACUGGUUCUCUAUUGGGUUCCAGCUAAUUCUGGCGUGACGCGCCAAAAGGAAGCGGGCAAGAUCGCCAUGAAAUGUCGCAAAAACGGCAAAAGCAUGUUCUUUGUAAACGAUGAAGAGAGGCCCAGUGAAGACUUGCCGAAGUCAGUCUCCUUACUUGUCAGAGAUGUCCUAAUUCUGGAGCGUCUCCGGAUCAACAAGGAAAGGAGGGCCAACGGAAUGGCAAGCUCGGCAACUACGACCCUCCGGAAGGCUACUCGCGCAACCGCCGCGCCUGCCAUGAACCAAAAAGGCCCCGCCCUGUCUUCUCCUGAGACUCCGAAGACCCAACUUCAGGAGCCUCACCCGGAUCGUUCUGAGCCCCGCGACCCCUCCCCGGCGCUCGACGGCCAAGCCCUCACGACAGAGGGAGAAGAACAGGCCGACGAAGGCUGCCAUGACCCGCUGGAGGAGCAGGCUCUCGUCGAUCGACAGCUCUUAAUCGAGACUCACGAGCAUAAUAUUCGGUAUUGCAGGGAGAGGGUCCUUCCAGGACGCAGCACUUACAGGACCCAGCAGCUUUGGGAGAAUGCUGCCGAGGCUUGUUGCUUUGCCCUGGAGGAGUUGGUCCCGGGCCAUCCGUUGACUCGUGUCCCGCCCCGUUCCUUGCUCUCUUACAUCUUUUCUUCACCAUGA